Molecule: messenger RNA, 1921 nt
Organism: Lonchura striata (white-rumped munia)
Lineage: Eukaryota; Metazoa; Chordata; Aves; Passeriformes; Estrildidae
Source: RefSeq, a predicted model, not a curated record
AUGGACGACGCGGCGCCGCAGCCCGACCCGGAGCCGGCCGACAUGACUUAUUUCGGCCCCACCUCCCUCACCUACCUCCCCGUCCUCCAGUGGCUAGCUGAUAAUUUCUAUUUGUGUGGAGGAUGCACUGUACCCUGCCGGCUACUAUAUGAGCUGUAUAUUGAAACCUGCAAUGCCAAUUUCAAGAUUCAAGUACAUCCAUCCACCUUUGGAAAGCUUAUUCAGUUAGUUUUCCCAGGCCUGGUGACAAGAAGGCGGACCACAGCAGGGAGUAUCAGAUACCAUUAUGAUGGAAUAGCUAUCAAGAAGGUGUCUUCCUUUUAUGCACGUUUUUGCUGUCUUCUGUAUGAACAAAAUUUUUUCAGGCACUGCUCUCCGGGGGAAGUGAGCAUCUCUGAUGUGCAGCCGAGCACCAGUAGAAGUUCCUGGAGUUCUGAAAAUGCAACUGAUUACAAGAAGAAUAGAGAAAAAAAAGGAACAAGUAAGAAUUUGCAGUAUUAUCCAUCUGUCAUUUAUCUGAAGACUGAACAAGAGACAUUUCAUUACCUUUCUCCUGAUUUCAACCAGUUCUUCUUUGGAGAACAAGCACAAAGUGAGACAUACCCCUAUGAACUGAUUACACUGCUUGGCAAUGACUACUACAACUAUUGUCAAGUUAUUUUACAAACGGUGAAAGAAGCUAAGCUUGACAAGGUGGAAGACUGUAUCAUGUCAUUCUGGACAUCUCUGCAGCCUGAAAGAAUAGAACUUAUGUGCCUGCCAGAUGUGUGCCAGAUGUUAAAAAGCUAUGAUAGGCAUCUAUUCAAGGAAUUGGAGAACAUCCUACUUCCUGAUUUCCUGGAGGAGGUGCCUGCACAACACAUAGACUUCAUCAGAUCAUUCAGUGAAAAUGUUAAAUGUUGGAUGCUUAAUCCUUUGGGAGGUUUUCCAUUACUGCUCCAAACAUCCAAGUCUAAUGAAGCUAAAGAGUUUGUAAAAAGGCUCAGGAGGAAGACAGACCUUUGCAACAUGGUCAAGACAGUAAGAGCACUCUUGAACAACAACAGCACAGUCACUGUUCUGCGAUCAGGCUUGCAUGCCAUCUUCCAUGAGAAAUCCCUGGAUGUGACUAAGGACCUCUUUCAAGAGAAGUCUAGGAAUCCAAAGAAACGGCAGAAAAACAUACAAUUAAAAUGUUUGAAAAACUUCAUUUCUUCACUGGCAUCUUCCACAAAUAUUCAGGAUCUCCUGAGCUGUUUGUCUUCAGAUCUCCAGACUUUUGUUAUUAAGCCAAGCAAGAAUAAAGAGGCAUUUAAAGAGCAGGCAUCAGAUUUCAUGUUGAAAUGGAGCCUCCUACUGAGCAAUGUAGGCAAGAUUCUGACCAUCAACAGGACAGACAGUUUUGGAUCCUGGCUUUUGUUGAAUAUGCUACUUGUUGAUUUUGCGGCUCACAUUUUCCAGUCCUAUAUAGAAGACGAUAAAAGAGAAGGAAAUGCCUUGGUUGCAAAGCAAAAUGGGGCCUCUGUUCUGUGUGUUUACGAGCCCAGUCAUCUCUCAGCCUGUUUUGCUGAGGAGGAACCUCAAGCCAAUGCUCCACAGACAGCUCUUAUGAUGCAGAACCAGAAUAAUUUUGGAUUAAGCAAUGCUUUCCAGAGUUCUGAGUUGUUUGGUGAACACAGCCACAGUCAGCAAGGUGAAAUUAACAUUUACUUGAAAGAAAAUGAUGGGGAAAAUAUUAUGGAUUGGGCAAAUUAGGACAGAUUGGGAGGUGUGUGGCUGUUUGGGGGUAUUUUCUGCAUGUAAAGUAGAACUAAUGAAAUCUAGAUUUGCAUGGAGCUGUGUCCAAUGUCACUGAAACCUCAACCCACAGAGCAUCCGCCACAUCCUGUCCCCACCCCACAAUUAUAUCAAGGGAUUGUCAUCUCAACAUCACCCACCUCCC